Molecule: messenger RNA, 2560 nt
Organism: Drosophila rhopaloa
Lineage: Eukaryota; Metazoa; Arthropoda; Insecta; Diptera; Drosophilidae
Gene: Dtg
Product: nucleolin 2
Exons: 3
Coding region: 288-2237 (649 amino acids)
Source: RefSeq, a predicted model, not a curated record
AAUUCCAGAGCGCACGCGUUCUCAACUUUAGUUCUUUGCGAGUGGCCAACGCGUUCGGUCGUCGUGCGUGGUCGUCUGAAAACGUCUGAAACCGGAGUCGAAUCGAAGUUAUAGCAACAGCUGAAGACUCGAGAAGCAUUGCAGCUGUAUUCUUUAUCUACAUCCGAGUAUCUGUGCGCAUCCCGUCUUUGUGUCUCAGUCUUUGUGUGUGCCCGUUGUGCGUGUUGGCCAGUUGAUUUCGGGCCCGUCAAACUGGGAGCGACAACCUAAUCAAUCAGUCACUCAAUAUGGCCGGUAUUUCUAAGAGCCGCGGCAGCUGCUCCUCCAGAAACAGGCUGCAUCUUCCACUGGGAUCGCUGCUCUUCGUGAUCGCCUGCUGCCUGCUGGCUUCAACAUCGUGCUCGGCUCAGCCAAUCGAGUCAACGACCUUCACUCCAGAAGAGGAAGAAGCCACCACGUUACUUCCUGUCCAGUUGGAGGAGAGUUCAUCUACGCCGGAACCAACGAUCCAGAAUGCCACUACCACUACUCCUGCUCAUCCUGUAGAGGAUCCCAAAGUUGAGGAAGCUAUUCCUGCUGAUUCUGUAGAGACAACAGACAAUUUUGUAUCGGUCUACGGGGGAACUUUAGAGCAGGAUAUCAAGAAUGACGUGAACAGUGAGGUGGAAGUUGCACGAUCUCCGGUGGAACCAAUUAUUGAAGAUGUUCAAAAGGCGGUGGAAGCCGUACUUGAAAAUCAAGGGAGUGAGGCAGCAGUCCAAAGUGCUCGCGAACCCAAAACUCUUGAUGAUGAAGAGGAGAACAAGCCGAUCCAGGACGGAGGGUCGGAGGACCAAGCGGAACCAGAGGCAGUAACAGACAACAUUGCCGUGUCCAGUGAGCAUGAGGAAAGUACCAGCAGACCAUUACCGAGCAUUACUAGUGACCUGGUUUCUGUGAUCCUCAACGAAGAUCGUGCCAUUACUGAGCAACCCAUCACCAAAACCAAUCUUUUGGCCUUAGAGAAGGAGCACGAGGAUUUCGAGAGAGAGGAGAGCACUCCGGUUCCAAGCUUUGAGGACACCAAGCACCAAGUGACCAAGAAACAAGGCGUGGAAGACCCUCUCCCCGUUGAAGUGGCACCGGAAGUGCCCGAGACUGACCAUUCCGCGGCAGUUCAGACUAUCCCUGUCCGUGAGGAACGGGAAUUUAAGGAGGCCAAUGACAACCAAAAUGAUAUCAACGAUAACACUAUUGAAGGCGAUGAUGAGACGUUCACCAAAACUUCGACUUCAUCACCACCUUUAGUCAACGUUGAACCCACUCAGUCAGUUCCUGAGCUAAAAGAAGCGAUCGAGAAAGAAGCUGAGGCUGAAGCCAAGGCGGAAAUCGAGGCACAAGUGGAGGGCAUCACUCCUUCGGACGAGACAGUUGUGGAGGCCGCAGAUCCAAAAGAAACAAAGCCAGAAGAGGAUAUUGCUGAUAAAACUAAGGAUGUUGCUGAGGAGGAUGAAGUUACAGAUCAACCAAUUAUCACAGAAGCUGCCGAGAUAAGCGAAGAGGAGUCCAAGGAAGAAGUUUCAGAGCAGCAAAUUGAUCAGAAGCGAACACCUGUCACAGAAGAUGCCAAGAUAAGCGAAGAGGAACCAAAGGAAGAUGUUUCAGAUCAACAAACUGAUCGAAAGGGUCCCACUGUCCAGACAUCUUCAGAGGACACCCAUGAACCAAUCUCCACAGAGGAGUCAGUAAAGGAAGAGGGCUCGCUCAAUGUCGAUGGUGAAUCCGUGGAGGAGAAAGAAAGCGGAGAAUCGGAUGAAAAACCAAACGAACGAACAGAAACAGAUGACCAUUCCUCGGAAGAAGAAAAGAAGCCUGUUGCGGGUGAAGCAAAGCCCUCCUCCGACGAUAGCACCGCCACUCCGCUGGUCUCCUAUCCACCACACGAUGCUGGCCAGACCUUCGAUAGCAACUCGGCAGACGAGCACUCGGCCCAGCUCUCGGGAACUUCCAACUACCGAUCCACCCUGAUCAUCGCCCUGUGCUCCGGCACCGCUGUGGUCUUCAUCGUGGCCUCACUGGUGAUCUUCGUAGUUUCCUUCCAACGGCAGCACGGCACCUUGGACAUCGAGAUGCAGGAACAGCGGCUGGGCAAAGAUGUCCAGGACGAGGAUAAUGCCCAGAUGAAGCUGCUGGAUGUGGAUCUCUCAUCGCCUGUCAUUUUGACGAUGGGCAAUGAGGAGACCGACGAAUGCCUGUAGACUCUCUCAGCACCAUGAACACUAUGGUGCCCUGUAAAUAUUUAUUAACUUUGAGAUUGAGAAGAGGACUUCAGCCUGCUCCUCCGGCUGGCUGUUCAUUUUGGUUUCUAAAUUGUUGACUGAGAGCAGCUGCAAGCAAAUCAAGCGAAAUAUCGAAUCGAAACGAAAUCAUUUGCCAUACUGUUUAAUUUUAAAUGCACUUUACCCUCUAAGAUUUUGCAAAAGUUUGACAAAAAUAUUUAUAUUUAGACACUUUUUUUAGAAUUAAGCCCAUUUUUAUUGAGUCUGAUGAGAAGUCAGAAUAAAUAUAUUCAAUUGGUCAA